Rhincodon typus (whale shark) is the source of this 4415-nucleotide messenger RNA. It is a transcript of the gene fars2, whose product is annotated as phenylalanyl-tRNA synthetase 2, mitochondrial. Gene Ontology annotation, biological process: phenylalanyl-tRNA aminoacylation. Gene Ontology annotation, cellular component: cytoplasm; mitochondrion. The transcript has 6 exons. The record is from RefSeq and is a predicted model, not a curated record. The coding region runs from base 9 to 1298 and encodes 429 amino acids. NCBI's taxonomy places the organism in Eukaryota, Metazoa, Chordata, Chondrichthyes, Orectolobiformes, Rhincodontidae. Gene Ontology annotation, molecular function: ATP binding; phenylalanine-tRNA ligase activity; tRNA binding.
GAUCAACAAUGAUGAAGAUACCUCGUAAAUUCCUGUCAUAUCUGCAGUUUCAAAAGGCUUUACGGUUUCUUCAGUUGCAAUCAAGAGAUGCUGGUGGAAAUAUAAAGCAGCUCAGAUGCGUAACAUCAGGUCCAGCAGCUAGUACAACAUCUUCUGACUUGAUUGAAGUCUUCGGGAAAUUCUACUGCCGAGAUGAUUAUACAAAUAUUACACCAAAAAUAUUGUCCAAAGUGGGGAAAAGUUUACAUAACCAAAGAAAUCAUCCUUUAUGGCUCAUUAAAGAACGCAUUAAGAAACAUUUUUAUACGCAGUAUUUGAAUCGUAAUAGAAAUCCAAUGUUUUCAGUGUAUGAUAACCUGUCUCCUGUGGUUACCACAGAGCAGAACUUUGACAGUUUGCUCAUACCAGUGGAUCACGCAAGCAGGAAGAAAGGAGAUAACUUUUACCUGAAUCAAACUAAUAUGCUCCGGGCUCAUACAUCUGCUCAUCAGCAUGAUCUUAUUCGUGCAGGCCUCAAUGCAUUUCUGGUAGUGGGCGAUGUCUAUCGGCGAGAUGAAAUUGACAGCAGCCACUAUCCAGUCUUCCAUCAAAUGGAAGGGGUCAGACUAUUUUCAAAACAUGAGUUGUUUGCUAAUGUUAAAAAUGGUGAAGAACUUUGCAUUUUUGAGAAGGGAUGCCGCACACCCUGUAAGCAAGAAAGACAUACACUCGAGGCUGUUAAACUACUUGAAUUUGACUUAAAGCAGACUCUAAAGAAAGUCAUGAUACACCUGUUUGGGAAAGGACUAGAAAUUAGAUGGGUGGAUUGCUAUUUCCCAUUUACGCAUCCUUCCUUUGAAAUGGAGAUCAAGUUCCAAGGAGAGUGGAUGGAGGUCCUUGGCUGUGGGGUCAUGGAGCAGCGGCUGGUAGACUCGGCCGGUGCUCAAGGCAAGAUUGGAUAUGCUUUUGGCCUGGGGUUGGAACGGCUGGCAAUGAUUUUGUAUGGAAUACCAGAUAUCCGCUUGUUUUGGAGUGAAGAUGAACGAUUCUCGAAGCAAUUCCAGGUUAUUGACAUCGACCAGAAAGUCACAUUCCAGCCCCUCAGCAAAUACCCACCAUUAGUAAAUGACAUCUCUUUUUGGAUUCCAAAAGAAGGAUAUGAAGAAAAUGAUUUCUACGAUUUGGUGCGAAAUAUUGGUGGUGACCUGGUGGAGAAGGUCAGCCUUAUUGACCAGUUUACACAUCCAAAAUGGAUGGAAAACUUUGACGUUACUCUGACUUGGACAUCCCUGGGCCAACCAACUUUAUGUGCGUUAUGACUCUUAGUGCCUUUCAAUGACUAAAAAAACCUCAAGAAAUACAUUACUGAAAAUUAUAUUCAAUACUUGAAUCUAUUCUGUCUAAAAGUAACUAUAUAGGGGAUAUCAGAAAGCUAUGAAUUAUGUUAAACGUUUGAAAUGUUGAAAUGAGAAUAGUGUGAGAUAAAGAAUCUUUAGGAGAGAGGAGUAUUAUGGAUCUGUGUACCAAUAUGCUAUGUGGUCAAGUGAUAUAUGUUCCUGCUCAUAGCUGACCGUUCCAACUAUUAACCACAUUCUCAAAUCAGAAACCAAGUGCUUUCCUAGUGACUGGGGAAGGGAAUUGCUUGGUGUGUGAACUUAAUGACCUUUCUCUAGGUAUUGUCAAGUUACUUAAAGAGGAAGGAAUUCCAUCCUGAGAAUCAAAACCCGGUUUUCAAUUAGAAAUUAAUACUGGUAUCCUCCCACAUCCCAGAUGGCCAAAGUGACUCCAAUGGUGAGUCAGUAGGCACUCCUCCUUUAUGCAAAAUAUAAAAUGGCGUCAUUCGGAAAUUUCUUCUGCUCAUUGCAAAUGUCAAUUUUAUCACAACACAUUGAGUCUGUUUGAAUGGUGACGACCUGGAAUUUGAUGCCUCGGUGGAUGAAGAAAGUGGAGAUGAGCAGUGAUAUCAAAAGGAAAUUAAACAAGCACUUGAGUGUAGUAAACGUGCAGGGUUAUGUGAAUAGAACAGUUGGAAUAGGAUUGCUGGAUUACUGUACAGAAAACUGGCAUUAACUCCAUGGAACAAAUAGCCUCUGUCAAAAACCUGAAGCUACAAAUGGUUACUAUCCUUAACCACUAUUGAAUCCACUGAGCACUUAGAAGUUCUUUGCAAAUUCAGAGCUACUAUAUAUAUAUAAAUUUAGAAUUUUUUUAGUGAUGAAUAUCAUCAAGCAGUAUUAAAAAGUAUUGAACUGUGGAGCUGUGUUUUCUAAAUAUCCCCAUCCCAUUGUCAUGGCAGUCACAUGACAUGCUUGUGAGGCAGAUGACCCAGCUACUAGGUUGGAAGAAAGAAUUCAGUAGCUCAUUCAGUAAAGACCCUAUGGAUUUUAGGGAUGAGCAGGGGAGCAAGAGGGCCUGUAAGAUGGUGAUAGAAGGUAGGGGUAAACUGCCUAUUGCCCUCUGGCUGCUCUGGCAUGUUACCAUUGAAAGGUAAAGUACAAGGUGGCUCUCCUGUCCAAGGCCAAUUAUGCUACUUAAUUGAACAGUUAAGGAUAACAUUCUACUGCCACUGGUAUUCUUCCUGCACUGAGUGAACUGUUUGCCACCUGGGGUGACUACAUAGGCAGAUUGCCAAGUGAGUCCCAACAGCCUCUCUGCAGGUCCUGAGUGGCAUUCCUCCUAUCUGGGACUCUGUGACUCAUGAAUGGGAACACAGGAACAUUGGCACUGAUGACUACACAAAGGAACAUCCCUUUUCCGAUUCUUACCAAAACCACUUGCCCUUCAUUUGGGCCUGGCUGAUUGGUUUCAGUGAUGCCCAACCUUGUGGUGAAGGUGGCGUAUCUUACUGCAUCCUCUCCUCAGGAUGGGCACCAUUCCUGGUGGUGCUGCUGCUGCUGAGACUGAAGAGACCUCUAAUUGGCUGGCAGCUCUUAGAGGAUGCGAACUAUAGGGUGACUAUUAAGCUGUUGGAUAGACCUAAACGUAGCCUGGUAUCCCCUAAACAGAGUUUCUCCCAGCUGUUCAGCCUGUUGUUACAGCUGUUGCUGUCCCAACAAAGCUUAGCUCUCUAGCUGAAUGGUCAUAUCAAUCCCAGGCCAAUAGACAUAACAUCAACUAUGUCGAGUGCUGUAUGAACCUCCAUUAUUUUCUUUGAGCAAACUGUGAAAAUAGCCUUGAACCACCAAUCCCAAGACAUAAUGUGCAAUUUGUGAAUGGCUAGUAGCUAUGCAAUGUCGGAGUACAUGGAUCCGAUGGCUUGAAAAUGGCUUUAAAGUGUCUUCUUCCUCCCACCAUCUUGCAAUGACAAUUGAGAGAUUCUAAUUAUUUGGUAACAGAGCUUUACCCUGAAAAGAUGGAAACUGUAUGUAUUGGCAAUGAUAAAAUUGGGAAUUUUUAUACUUUAAAUCUAAGUGCUUCCAGCUAACGCUAUAUCUUGCUUAACUAGGCAAGUAUGCUGAAAAGCGAUUAUGUACACUUCCCUUCACCUUUAGGUCUGAUUAAUUGCUGUCUAAGAUCACUAAGUGAAACCAGGCCAACAAGUUGACACCAUAUUAUGUCAUUUAAAAACGAAUCAAAUACCACUCAGAACAUUGCUUUGAGAAAGCCUUCAAUACUCCAAAGAGAAUAAAUGAAUGUUGUUUGUGUUGCAAGAUGGUAACACACUUGAGGGGCUCUAAUGAUGUUACAAAACUCAAAAUCAAAGGUUGAACAUUUCACAUGGUCAUCGAACCAUGAUGGCAUGACAGACUGAAUUCAUUUUUCAGAGCGCACAUUUCUUGAAUUGCUGUUUAAUUGUAGUAUUUCAUAUCUGCUUCAUGUAGCUCCACCUUUUGUGACAGGAAAAUCUAUAAUACUCUGACAAUAUUAUGGUGCUGUACCACUUGAAUAAUACAGUCCACUGACAGAAAGAACAGGUUGCACUGAGAAAAGUGGUUUACAUUAUAGCAAAGCUGCAGUUACUGGCCUUCAUGCUGCUGUUUCUUUGAGUGCCUUAAUUCAUUUAGACGCUUGACCUGCUUGGAACAAAUUUGGAACAAAUGUUACACUAAAUUAUAAGUACUUAGUUUGCUGAAUGUACUGUCGUCAUAACUUCCUGAUUUAUACAGUUUAUUUCUGACUCAGCAAUGAUUAGUUCUGCAUCGUGUAAUUCAAUGUAUGAUCUUAUUCUUUAGUCUUCUUUGGUGAAAUAUAAAAUUCAUUUUGGGAUAUAUGCAGUACAAAAAAUGUUCUCUCUUAGACUGCCUUCCAAAUUACUUCUUCAGAAUAGUGACCUAGAAACCAACCAGCUCGCUAAUAACUAUGAAUAGCCUACAAUUUACUGUAAAUAAAAAUGUUGUCUCCAUGGUAGUAAUGCCAACCCUGUUACAUUGCCAACCACAGGAGGUUUUAAAUGAUGUUGACAGGUAGCAGCAGGACAAAUAAAAGGCUGGAUUGUC